AUGUAAAACAAUAGUAAAUAAGUAAGAGAAUCCUGGAAAAUGUCAUUAAUAAAUAAAUUCAGAUUAUGUGAUGUGAUUGAAAAUAAUAUCAUUUUUUAACCACCAAAACUAACAUCUCAGAUUAAAAAUAGUUUAAAUUUGAAUGGUUUAGAAUUCAGUUUAUAACAGAAUGAUAAUUGGAUUGAAUUAAACUAAUUUUGUAACAUUCAAUACAGAGUUUCUAUUCUAAAAGAAGUAGAUAAUAAUAUAAUUGUAUCAUAUGUUCCAAUAAUACAUUAUUCAUGUAAUUCAGAUAGAGUAAUCAUUCUUUCACAUAGUAAUGCUAUGGAUUUAGCAUUAACAUCUAAAUGGGGUGCUAAAAUUUGUGAAUUAUAUUAAGUUGAUGUGAUUUGUUACGAUUAUUCAGGAUAUGGAAUUACUAAAAAAACUAUGAAACCAUCAGAGUAUUUUUCUUUUUUAAUAGAUUUACCAUUUCUAGAGAUCUCUCUAAUGUUGUUGCUUUAGUUUAACAUCAAUAUGAUUAUAUAUUUUUAUAGGGAUUCUCAAUUGGUUCUUAACCUACUGUUCAAGUUGCAACAUAAUUCUAACUUUCUGGAAUCAUUCUAUAAGCUCCAUUAGCAUCAUUAGGUAGAAUUAUAGAUAAUCGAAAUUCAUUCUACUCAGAAUAUGAUAAGUUUUCUAAUCAAUCUAUCAUCAAUAAAAUAACUGCUCCACUCUUGAUAUUUCAUGGAACUAAAGAUACCAUUAUUAAAAUUAAUCAUUCUGAAUAGUUAUCUAAAUCAUCUCAAAAUUUAUUUGCUUUCAUUAAAGUAGAAGGAGCAAAUCAUAAUGAUACACAUCAUUCUAACUUAAUUAUAUAUAAUAAUCUAAAUCUAAAUCUAAAAUUAUCUCAUUUGUAUUGGAUUAGCUGCUGA
Paramecium sonneborni is the source of this 914-nucleotide messenger RNA. The record is from the annotation of a GenBank genome assembly. Lineage: Eukaryota; Ciliophora; Oligohymenophorea; Peniculida; Parameciidae.